This is a messenger RNA of Tupaia belangeri chinensis (Chinese tree shrew), 1730 nucleotides long. Its product is annotated as EP300-interacting inhibitor of differentiation 2. NCBI's taxonomy places the organism in Eukaryota, Metazoa, Chordata, Mammalia, Scandentia, Tupaiidae. The record is from RefSeq and is a predicted model, not a curated record. Gene Ontology annotation, molecular function: transcription corepressor activity. Gene Ontology annotation, cellular component: nucleoplasm. Gene Ontology annotation, biological process: negative regulation of DNA-templated transcription.
GCUCACGCACGCGCAGUGGCGUGCACGCCCGCAGUCGUGUCCCUCUAUUCCAGUGUUGCUGGGAGCGACAAGCUGACCCCGCGGUCCAACAUGUCCCAGCUACCAGCAGACAGCAAUGCCCCGCUGAAUGUCACCACGAAUGACGACAGAGACCUCCCGCAGGCGGAGGUAGGCGGCGGGAGACGGGCGCCGGGCCCGGUGCAGCCGGACCAGGUCAGGGCAGGCCGGGCAGCGGCGGCCUGCGAAGGUCCGGCUCGCAUAGCAGAGGUUGCCCGGUUGUUAGGGGAGCCGUUGGAGGAAGAGGGUCCUGAGGGCAGGCCCCGGUCCAGGCCUGGGAACGGCCCCGGCCUGGCUGCUCUGCCUUAUCUCCGCCUCCGUCACCCUCUUAGUGUCUUGGGAAUUAAUUACCAGCAGUUCCUCCGCCACUAUCUGGAAAAUUACCCCAUCGCUCCGGGCAGAAUUCAGGAGCUUGAAGAACGCCGCAGGCGAUUUGUGGAAGCCUGCAGAGCUAGGGAAGCAGCGUUUGAUGCCGAAUAUCAACGGAAUCCCCAGAGGAUGGAUUUUGACAUCUUAACAUUCACUAUAGCUCUGACUGCAUCUGAAGUGAUCAAUCCUCUGAUAGAAGAACUUGGUUGUGAUAAGUUUAUCAAUAGAGACUAGUUAAGGGAUGAAAGUACGAGAGAACCACCGUAUUCAAGACAGUCAAUAUCAAUCCUGUCACUUGAAUUUAAAAAGUCAAAGUACAUUGAGAAUAAGGCAGUGCGCAGCUGGGGAAAUAAAAGGGAAGCAUGAAAAAACAUCUGAAAAAAUGUUUAAAUGUUGAAAGCAAUUUAAGACUCCUCUUAACGUUCUUUGAGUGUGUAAUUGAUCCAGAUUCUUUUCAGUAUGUGGAAAACAUGUCACAACAUUACUUUAUUUAAAAGAAAAAGAUGGCUUUAUAAAACUGAGACUUGAUGAAGAAAGAUCGUCAGGAGAGCCCAUGACAAUAGAAUAAUCAAAUAGCAAGAAAAAUAAGGAGUUACAGAAGAGUUAUUAAUAUGGGAAGGCUAUGUGUAGAAAGAACUUGAAACUGUGCUCUCUUCAUGGCAUAUUCAACAGACAUUUUUAGUGUAAGAUUGAUUUUGCGUUUUCUGAAACAUUUCAAAUGUCAAGCAAAGUAUUAUUGUAUAUUACAAGAUAAAUCAAAAAAGCCAGAUUCCUGGACUUUUUUCUUUCAUUCAAAUUUUAAUUUUUAUUUAAAGUUUUUUAGGUACAUAAUGUAUUCACAACCCCCCCCCAGUUUAAAUUAUACAAUGAAAAAUCUUCCAUCUUUGUCCUAACACAGCACCUAUCAGUAUUCCUCAUCUGUUCUAGUUUCCUUAUGUAUAUACAAGCUAAUAUAGAUCUGGGUUUUUUUAUUUUUCUUUUCCUAGCAAAAGUUACUGGUUUAUACUUGCAUUUUGGUUAAGAACAUAUCCUGAAGAUCCUUCCAAAUCACUGUAUUUCCUUAUUCUUGUUUAGAGCUGCAUUUUAUUCCAUUUUUGUGGUUACAUUGUAAUUACUAAGCAGAUAUAUAUUGAUGGACAUUAUGUUGUUUCCCAUAAUUUCCUAUUGGCAAAAAAGAACCAAAAAAAUGCUGUAGUAGUUCACCUUGUAUGCAUAUCACAUGGCAUGUGUGUAAAUACAGUAUUCCUUCAAUUCUAAAUGCAUUUUUCAUAUGUUAACUCUGGUCUCGGUCCAUCUUACAUUUG